Agrilus planipennis (emerald ash borer) is the source of this 558-nucleotide messenger RNA. RefSeq lists its product as uncharacterized. The record is from RefSeq and is a predicted model, not a curated record. The transcript has 2 exons. NCBI's taxonomy places the organism in Eukaryota, Metazoa, Arthropoda, Insecta, Coleoptera, Buprestidae. The annotation marks the transcript as partial.
GUGGUAUGACGCUUGCAUACAAUUGUAACCUGUACUAUGCCACAUAUUUUCCUGACUACGAUUUGGGGUGGGUUCUGUUUGCUAUAACCCUUGUGAUUGGUAGCGCCGGAGUAGUAGUUGGAGGGGUGUUUUCUGACAAAGUGGUCGCUAAAUUGGGAGUAAGGUUCAGAGUUUUGGUGUUGCUCGUGAGUCAGGUUAUAGCCAUACCCUUUGCUUUUGCUGCCCUGUAUUGCGAACCCAUCGGGGCCAUGAUAACCCUCGCGAUAUCCUUCUUCUUUGCUGAAAUGUGGUUUGGAAUUAUGUUUGCCAUUUUAACCGAGAUUGUACCCGACCAUUUAAAGUCGACAACUAUUGGAUCGUUUUUGUUUGUGAUUUACAACAUCGGAGGGAAUCUGCCCAUUGUUGUUGACCCCGUUUCGAAAGCUAUAGGUUACAGGGAAGCUCUCUACGUGUUUUAUGUAGCCGCUUACGCUCUAAGUAAGUACAAAUCCUACAGGAUAAGCCCGUCCGAAGGGCGCUACAAUAUAUGUAUAUGCAACCAAUUAUACACCGCAUAGA